Messenger RNA from Diaporthe amygdali, 2163 nucleotides. RefSeq lists its product as uncharacterized. The transcript has 4 exons. NCBI's taxonomy places the organism in Eukaryota, Fungi, Ascomycota, Sordariomycetes, Diaporthales, Diaporthaceae. The record is from RefSeq and is a predicted model, not a curated record. The coding region runs from base 1 to 2163 and encodes 720 amino acids.
AUGUCGUCUCUCAAAAGCGAUGACUUCUUCAUCUCCGGACUCGCCGCGUCGCACGACACCUCCCAGCUGAAGGGCAACAUCGUCGCUGUUGAUGCAACCUACUACCUACGCCUCCUUCUCGAACGCUCACAUGAACCUCUGAUUCCGGCUGUGGGAGGCCCGUUGGCCCUCGAGGAUUGCAUCGAGGUCGACCUGGACAAGUGGAAGGCCAACGAAUGUGAUCCCUUGUUCAUCUUUGACGGAUGUCCUGUGAAGGGUCAGGAUGAGCUCUCGCUCGACCUCGGCCGGACCGCGAACAAUGGCACCAAUGCCGCGUGGGAGCUCUACAAUAAUGCUCAGGCUCAGCCUGCUGUGGAGACCUUUGGGCUGCAUUCUGGAGCGUAUCGUCUGGAGUCGUUCUAUCCGACUCUCCAGGGCAUAUUGCGGAGGCGCGGUCUCCAUUUCCUGGUACCGCCUUUCAAGGCUGUUGCGCAGAUUGCCUAUUUCUCCAAGGUAGAGCAAAUGUGUGGUGCAAUCAUGGGUCCCCGAGAGUUGCUCCUCUAUCCCAUUUCCGACGUCCUUAUUCAAGCAAUCGACUGGGACAGCAACAAGUUUUUGGCCGUGGACAAAGACACCCUGAAGCGCCACCUUAACAUUGACGAUUCAAUCCUUGUCGACGCCCUUCUCAUAACGGGGACUUCAUUUCUGCCACCUUUCCCAGCCAAGACUCAACAGCAAGCUCCAAACACCGUCAGAGACGCAGUGAACAUGCUAAGAACCAAUGGCAAGCACGUGAAGCAGGUGUGCCAAGCUUUUGAUGACAUACUCAAGAGCCAACAGCCUGACUGGUUCGACAAAUACUGCAAGGCGCGAAUGAUCGUUGACCACUUCAUUUACAUAGGGUUGAAUGGGGCUGUGGAAGUCGAGGCCAAGGACACCUUGACAGAGGACUCCCAUGAAUACCUGGCCCUGCGUCUGCCUGAAGAGCUUCACCACUACCUCAGCACUGGCCUCGUCGGGCCUCGCUUACUCAGCUAUAUCACGCAUAGCAAAAUCACCAUUAUGCCAACCCUAGACGGUGUCGCGUCUAGCGAGUACCGACAGCUCGUCACUCAGACUUUGGUACCGCUGAGAGAGCAGGCACUCGGGCUUGUGGUACCAAGACUCAAUCGCGGAUUCCACUUCAAAGACAUCGAAGUCAAGGAUUGGUUUUCCGACCAGUCACGAUCGACCAUAAUACGGAACGCCAACUUUCGCACCCCGAACCCAAAGGUCGAUACUUGGAAUAUCGAAGAGAGUGCAAUCAAGGCGGAUUUCACGGCGUGGAGUCUCUCAGCUACGGCCUCAAAGGACCGAGCGGGACUUAUCAACUUCGAAAUCUCUGCCCUGAAGGAGCCUGGGUUUGCUAAGAAGACGAUCGGAAAGCCAGGUAGCAAGCCUAAGGGAAUAAACUCCCCACAACACAUCAUAUCCACGGUCAUAUGGCGAUUCUUGCACCUGCGGGAGUACGUCGACGAUUCGCACGAGCUCACAUCUUGGGGCAAGGCUUUGGCCACGGCUCUUUCCGAGCUUGAAACGACGGUCAAGAAAUACCCGAAGGUCACUGGGCUGCAAGAGGCUGUCCUUCUGGCAUUUGAACUCAUCAGACUCGGUCAGCUCAAUGCCAAGCCGCGUCAAGACGAGGGCGAAGUUGACGCGUCUCUGCUUCUUCUCAGUCGCUCCGCUGUACUUUUAAAACUCAGGCACGAAGCUAUCGGCUACACAGGACCUCUUCGCAAAGACAUGCUCUCAUUUGCCUCGCAGGUGUCAGCUGUCCGCGAGGCGGACCGGGACCUGGUGGAGGCUAUUCUAGUACAGAUGUUUUUGAACAACCAGACCGAGAGAAUGCGAGAGCCUAAUGAAUACUGGGACAUCGGCGAUGCGCUUCCAUUCGUCAACAGAAACUAUAACGCCGCGAUGGGCGUCGCCAUCAGGACUUACCUCGAGAUGGAUUCUGACGAGCACCGCGAUCUCGACAGGUUCGCGAGUCUCUACUUCCCGAAGGCCGUUUCUAUCCGAGAAGACGUCGAAGUCUUCUGCGGGUUUUUCAAGGCGCUGGUCACGGGCAUCAAGACCUUGGAGCAGCAGGUUACGAAGGACGUCUGGGUCAAGGCUCAGGAGUAUCUCGAGUCUCGGACACAAUAG